Messenger RNA from Pocillopora meandrina, 4538 nucleotides. NCBI's taxonomy places the organism in Eukaryota, Metazoa, Cnidaria, Anthozoa, Scleractinia, Pocilloporidae. The record is from the annotation of a GenBank genome assembly.
UUUGAUUCUCUGUUUAUUGUUAUCUGUAGGUUUUUACACGGAAACCGAAUCAAAAACAUUGAUGCGAAUGCUUUUCGCGGCCUCACUGAUCUGCGUUUGGUGUAAGUUGUAUUGAAUAGAAGUAAACUGAUAUGCUUUUCUUUCAGUUUCGUACAUAGUUCUACAGUAUUAAGCAUUUUAAAAAUGUUGAAUGUCCAUCAAUUUGUAGUUUGUUUGUCUAAAUCAUUAUCACGAUCUUGAUGGUUUUAUGUCAAGUUUCCCCUUCGCUUUUCUUUGUACGGGAUAGCAACAAAUGUAUUCUGCGUGAGGGAAACUGCCAUUUUAAAGCAAUUCAUUCUUAAGCUUAUAAAUAAACAAAUUAACUUCUUGAAUUUUAGGACGCUAUUUGAAAAUCCCGCCUUAACGUCACUUCCAAGAAAUGUAUUCAAUGGACUGACUGAAAAUGUUACUUUGUAAGUAUAGAUAGUUCUUAAUCUACUUACUAUGAUACAUUUCUUCAAGGCCCUUUUGCAUUCAAUAAGUAUGAACUUUGAGUCAUUAAUACCAUUACAUACCCACUGUUCCUCAUUGCGGUUGCUUGGAUAAAGAUUGUUAUUUGAGAUAUUUGACAAUUUGUAAUUCAAGUUGGUUAUACCUUCCGAGAGAGACACCUUGUUUUUUUUAAGAUCACUGAAACCUCUGGUGAUGCCAACUAGCUUGAAGAUGUUUAACCAUGUAGUGAUAAACAACAAACUGCUCAAUAAUUUUGUUCUUGACUGAUCCUGAUCUUCGUGCACGGUUCUGACCAAAUGAGCCACCUCAUUUGAACCUAGUAAUUGUCAAUUUACUUAAGAAUACCUCAAACCUCAUCGUAAAGUUAAAAGGUUUGAACUUCUUUUUAGGGCUCUCUCCUGCAAAACCCUUGAGGAGCUUCCUCGAGGGAUAAACGAGGCAAGAGUGUAAGUAAAAGGUCAUAUAGAGCAGUUUUGGUUGUAAUUCAGGAUCGCUCGGGUUUUGCUGUAAAACUCAGAUUGAAAAUAACGAUUAAUUGACCUUGACUUAAUAAUGUAUAUCAACAAAGAAAAGAAGUUAGUCAUCGUUACUGUGAAUUUGCAGUAUUUAACCAAAGUUUAAAAACAUUACAGAUCAGUCAUUUUUUGCUGCCUCGAGGUCAUUUACAUAUAGGGUGCUCAAGUAUAUUAUCUUCGGUUUGGUCUACUUUAUCAGAUGCAGUAAAUUCCGGCUGUGAUGUGCUGUGCUGUCUUGUGCUAUGAUGUAUCAUGUUUGAGCUUUCAUCAAUGAUUUGUCAUAGUCAGUAUCUUUUGGUCUGGUUUGGUGUGAGUCUGAAUCCAGGCCAUUUAAUUUUCCUUACAUAUAAGCUUUGUGGAACUCUUUAACCUUGAAUUACAGUGAAUUGUUGCGCCGGCUUUUCACCCUUUUGGUUUUAUUAACAAGUUUCUGGUUUUUAUUUUCUUUCAUCAGUGUAUGUGCUCCAACAGAAUCUUUGUUUGUAGUCGUCGAUUCCCGGGAACGCCGCUAUCAACUGGAUGGUCUUCUAGACUCCGGCUUUAUGUGUUCUAAAUGCAGUAAGGGGGGCGAUUCCAGAUGCCUUAAUUGUAGCCUUUGCUCGACGGGCACCUACAGCAGCCGUGAUAGAGCGAAUACAAAUUGCUUGAGGUGCCCUGCAGGUAAAUAAGAUGCUUUAUAUGUUGCAAUUUGUUUUUGGAGACAUUUACGUUUAGCUAAAAACCAUAAAAUGAGUGUCUGACCUCAAUGGAUAGAGUAUCGCUCCCAAAUGUUUUAUUUUCAGGAGGCUUUUACCAAGACGAAAUGGGCCAAAUUGACUGUAAGAACUGCUCCAUUGGCACUUAUGUUCCUGAGAUUAACUACCCUGGAAAAUCCGCGACUGACUGUCGCGCAUGCCCUUACGGUAAGAGAAAAUAAUGAUUGAAAAUGAGUUUUGAAAAAUUGCGGCAAUAAUAUUGAAUAGAAGAGAAUUCUUCUUGUAAGAAUGCAUUACGUAUGAAUAUCUUGAGAAGAAUCUCGGUUUCAGAAAUUCUUUUCACAAGAAUAGGGAAUUCUUUUCUCAAGAACGAGAAUUGUUUCUUUGUCAUAUUGACCCAUCUCGUCCUGAUAAAGACGGGCUGAGUCAAUAUGAAUACAAGAUUUGCAGCACGUGUACCUAUGUUCAUGAGGAGCAGUAUCCUGGAAAAAGUCUUAAUGACUAUCGCGCAUACCCAUACGGUAAGGAUCAGGUUCAAUAACAAGCUCUUGCGUGAUUUCACUUUCGUUCUUAUUGUCCGAUGACCAUGAUUUUAUGAUUUGAAAGAUGUGCUUGCUUUUCAUUAUGAUUUUACACAUAAACUAAUUAUCAAACAUUUUCUCGCGAUUAAGAGUCACUACUGAUUGUAGAGCCAGGCUAGGAAAACCAAUUUGUUUCGUUACCUGUACUGCUAAUUUUCGGAAGGCGGUGAGGUAAAUUGACUACUCGUCUCUAACCGUAAAUUGUUGACCGGGUGCUGUCAGUAAAAUUUGGUGUUCUGUCUCUGAUGUUUAUUACUCCCCAUGCAACCAUGGGUUUACAGUCUUGUGGAGAGCACUGGUGGUUGUACUUUAGCAGAAAGUUUAUCCAUCUGGCUCUGGUUGUUCAAAGACUGGAUAGCGCUCUUAACUGAACAAAUCUCGAUUCGGUGAAUAGUGCAGUACGUUCUGUUAACACUUAUCCAUUGAAUAGCGAUUUAUCCGUUUGAUGGUGUUAUCCGUCCUUUGAACAACUGGUCUCUGAAAGAUCUCUCAAGAAAGUAAAGGGUUUUCAUGUGGGAAAAUUCUGAUCACUAUGUUUUUACUUAACAUUUCUGUGCUUGUAGACAGGUACUAACAGUAAUGAAAUGGCUGGUUACCGUGCAUGUCGAUGCCUCCAUAAAUUCUACCGCUUGGAUCGUUUUGGCCCAUGCAAAUCGUGUCCAUAUCAAGGAAUGAACUGUGAGAAUGAUUCGGCAAUAUUAGCACCAAAUUACUUUUGGAAAUGGAACAGUUCCGAAAAAAUGGAAUCUUACAGAAGUUUCGUCCAAAACAUCCAAAUUACCACAGCUGAGUAUAAUAAAACCUUCUCCACUUUUGAGGGACUGUUGUCAAAGCCUCUGAAGUGCCCUUAUCCAGACUCAUGUAAGGGCGGAAUAAACUCAACGUGUAGCACUGGCUACCAGGGUACCCUCUGUGCAGCAUGUUCCUCGUACCAUUAUCUUAGAUUCAACAGAUGUUUAAAAUGUCCCAAGUUGGUGGUCACAGUCAUUUCUUGUGGUCUGAUACUUUUGUUCUUUGUCCUGCUAUUUGUGAUUGUUUUCAAGUGCGACUCAAGACGAACAGGAGACAAUCGUUUUGUUGCAGAUGUCGUAAUGUCCUGCAUUAAGAUCAUUAUUGGAUUCUAUCAAGUUCUUGCUGGUAUUUUCUCAGCUUUGCUGCAUGUACAGUGGCCAAUAGUUAUUUUAUCUGCGGCGAAAUGCUUGAAAUUUGUUGAAGGAAAUAUUUUACAGUUCGCACCUCUGAGUUGCAUUCACCCUGUGCUCCGCUUGGACCCAUUUAUUCAAUUUGUCAUCGCUGUUACUAUAAACGUCUUUGCUGUCUCUUUAAUACUGCUUUACCUCUUCUUUAAAAUGCUUCUCCUUAACAGGAUGGAGAAUUCCACUGAAGAAAACAAUUCCAAUUUUAUAGCAGGAAACACCUUAGAAAGAAUGGAGGAUACCACAGCAGAAAAUGUCUUAUAUGGAAUUGAGAAUUCCACGCUAGAGAGUGCUUCGGCGAGCUCAACGGGGGAAUCCAAACGGGAAAAAAUCUCAAGGCUGAAGAAGUCUUGCUAUCGAAACAUCUUUUUAUUUCUCCUGUUGUCUUAUCCAAUAACAAGUAAGAAGAUUAUAAACAUUCUGCCCCUGCCAGGAGCGUGUGUCAAGAAGUGUUUCUUAAAUGAUGACAGCGAUUGUAUUUCUCUACUGAAGGCCGACUAUUCCAUGCGCUGUUCUACCUCUCAACACACUGACUUUUGGCACAUCGCUGCUGGGUUUGCACUGUAUCCCAUCGCCUUCCCAAUUCUGCUGUUGGCACUCCUUUGGGAAUGUCGAAAAUACCCGCAAAAACACAAACAGUUUAACUUUGGCUUGAAAGUGUUUUAUGAGAACUAUAAGGACAAGUAUUGGUUCUGGGAGAUAGUUGAGAUGUACCGGAAGCUGAUCUUUAUUUCAGUCAUUCUUCUGUUCGACUCCGAAAGCGAUUCUCAAAUUGGCUUUGCUGUGAUCGCAGCAAGUGCAUCAGGAAUUGUAUACACCAUCUUUCGACCGAUGAAAGACAAGUUUGAAGAUCGACUACAAACAUUUGUGCUGUGGGUGAUAUUCUUUAAUGUCUGUCUUGGUGCAGUUUAUUCACGGCCCACCUUGAACGAGGGGCAUGGAGAUAACAAUUCGUUAUUUGUAAAUGUGAUGUUUUUGAUUCUCAACUGUGCCGUGUUGGUUGUGGCAGUUGGUAAGUCCUCUGAUCAGAACUUUUUUUUCGAUCAAUAUAUUGUAACG